UUCCGUUGCAGCAAAGAGUCGCAGCAGCUUCGCUAUUAGGGAAGCUUGUUGGCCAGACUAUGCAUGGGCCUAGAGUGGCGAUAAGUCUGGCAAGAUUUCUGCCUGAUUUCCUUGUCUCGGUAAUCAGGGAUGGUCCUGGUGAAGCAGUUGUGAUUGCUCUUGAACAAACAACAAAACUCCUGAACUAGUCUGGACUCCAGCAAUGGCUGCAUCGUUGUCUGCACAAAUAGCAACUAUGGCUUCGGAUCUGUACCGUGAACAGGUGAAAGGACGUGUUGUUGAUUGGGAUGUACCUGAGUAGGCCUCCGGCCAACAGGAGAUGAGAAAUGAACCUCAGGUUGGAGGGAUCUAUGUUAGGUUAUUCCUGAAAGAUCCCAAAUUUCCACUUAGAAAUCCCAAGAGAUUUCUUGAAGGGCUGCUGGAUCAGUACCUUACAUCCGUUGCCGCCUCACAAUAUGAUGGCCAAGCUGUUGACACUGAACUUCCUCUACUUCUUUCUGCUGCCCCGGUCUCUUUACUCAGGAUGUACCCCGCUCUUGCAGAUCAUGUUGGAUAUCUUGGUUAUGUGCCCAAACUUGUGUCUGCAGUAGCCCAUGGAGCAAGCAGAGAAACAAUAGCUUCAGAAACCUAUGUAUCUGAGGAUGGUUCGUCGCAACAAAAUUCACAAACUCCUCCGGAGCGAGUUCGCCUUAAUUGUUUACGUGUUCUACAUUAGCUUGCAGGUAGUUCCACUUCUGUCGAACGCGAUUGGUUGGCAAGGUGGAAGCAUCCUAGCUCUUGAAACCUUAAAGCGUGUUGUAGUUGCAGGGAAUCGAGCAAGAGAUGCACUUGUUGCACAGGGUCUCAAGGUUGGUCUUGUGGAAGUUCUUCUUGGCCUUCUUGACUGGCGAGCUGGGGGAAGAAAUGGGCUUUGUUCACAGAUGAACUGGAAUGAGUCAGAAGCAGCAAUUGGCCGGGUUCUUCAAAUUGAGUUACCAAUGGCCAGUAAUGUUAACUUGGAAAGCUAUAUCUCACAGGACUAAAGGCUUUAGUGGAGCGGACCUUCAAGCACUUCUUUCUGGCACACAACUUGAAGUAGUUCAUUUGCUCUUGGAUAGGGAAGAUGGCAGUGGAACUGGAAAGAUCUUUAUUAUCACGGUUGCUCUUCUGGAGUCCAUGGCAUCCAAGGCUAAAUGCCUAAAUCAUCAGUUUCAGAAGCUGAGAAGCGAAUGUUGCACGGCAUUUACAGCCAGUUUUUCAAUUCAAAGUGGUCUGUCACUGAACAGCUAGUCAUUGCUGGAGAUGGGUACUAAAGAUUUGGAUUUUGUACAACUGAACUAAUUAAUUGGAAGAAAAGCUGGUGGGAUAUCAGUAUAUCCUUUCACACCAUCAGUUCGAGGGAAG
Molecule: messenger RNA, 1383 nt
Organism: Sesamum indicum (sesame)
Lineage: Eukaryota; Viridiplantae; Streptophyta; Magnoliopsida; Lamiales; Pedaliaceae
Source: RefSeq, a predicted model, not a curated record